Pristis pectinata (smalltooth sawfish) is the source of this 1656-nucleotide messenger RNA. RefSeq names its product parathyroid hormone/parathyroid hormone-related peptide receptor-like. Gene Ontology annotation, cellular component: plasma membrane. Gene Ontology annotation, molecular function: parathyroid hormone receptor activity; G protein-coupled peptide receptor activity; peptide hormone binding. Gene Ontology annotation, biological process: cell surface receptor signaling pathway; adenylate cyclase-modulating G protein-coupled receptor signaling pathway. Lineage: Eukaryota; Metazoa; Chordata; Chondrichthyes; Rhinopristiformes; Pristidae. The record is from RefSeq and is a predicted model, not a curated record.
GGCGCCGGGAUGUGUGGCGGAGGACGGGCUCCGACCGGUGGAGGCAGCGCGGCGGGAAUCGGGGAGGUCGCCGGCCGCUGGUGUGGGCUCCUGCUGUGCUCUGCUCUGCUCGGCUCUGCCCGUGCCCUGGUGGAUGCCGAUGAUGUCAUCACUAAGGAGGAGCAGAUCUAUUUGUUGUUUGAGGCAAAGGAAGAUUGUGAAAAAAAUCUGAGAACAAGACCAGCACAGAAAGAAGGUGCGGUCUGCCGGCCUGAGUGGGAUGGCAUUGUGUGCUGGCCCACUGCCCAGGCCAACCACAGCGUCUCCGUCUCCUGCCCCCACUACAUCCAUGACUUUAACCACAAAGGACGUGCCUAUCGUAGAUGCAGUGUUCACGGUGAUUGGGAGAUGGUCCUCCAGCAAGAACAGAACUGGGCAAACUACACCGAGUGCACCCAGCUCCAGAGAGCUGACCUGUGGCACCAAAAGGAAGUGUUUGACCGUCUGCACCUGAUGUACAUGGGUUACUCCAUCUCCCUGGUUUCUCUGCUGGCUGCUGUUGCCAUACUCAGCUAUUUCAAACGGCUGCACUGCACCAGGAACUACAUCCAUGUGCACCUCUUCACUUCCUUCAUGUGCCGGGCCGUCAGCAUCUUCGUCAAGGACGCCGUGGUCUAUUCGGACUCGGCGAUGGACGGGCUGGAGGUCCGUGUCGAGGAUUUAGUGGGUGACGUGACGCUCCUCCCCAGUGACAAGCGGUUUGUUGGUUGCAAGGUGGCGGUGAUCUUAUUCCUGUACUUCCUUGCCACCAAUCACUACUGGAUUCUGGUGGAAGGCCUUUACCUGCACAGUCUGAUCUUCAUGGCUUUCUUAUCGGACAAGAAGUAUCUCUGGGCGCUGACUCUGAUUGGCUGGGGAGUCCCUGCGGUGGUGGUAACUGUAUGGGGAAGCAUCAGAGCAUCGCUGGCAGAUACACAGUGCUGGGACCUCAGUGCUGGCAAUGUGAAGUGGAUUUACCAAGUUCCCAUUCUUGCUGCCAUUGUGGUAAAUUUCUUCCUCUUCACCAACAUUGUCCGUGUUUUGGCAUCGAAACUGUGGGGGACAAAUGCAGGAACGCUGGACCCUCGGCAACAGUACAGAAAGCUGCUGAAGUCCACACUAGUCCUCAUGCCUCUUUUUGGGGUCCAUUAUGUGGUUUUCAUGGCUAUGCCGUACACUGACGUCUCCGGGAUCCUUUGGCAGAUCCAGAUGCAUUACGAGAUGCUCUUCAACUCCUCUCAGGGCUUUUUUGUUGCAUUCAUCUACUGCUUCUGCAAUGGUGAGGUUCAGGCAGAAAUAAAGAAGUCCUGGUUGAGGCAGAACAUACGGCUGAAUUUUCGGCGGCAGACGCGGGCGGGCAGCAGCUGCCCUUACGGAGCCGUGACCUCUCACGCUACCAACAGCAUCAGCAGCACCAUCGCCACACGAGGCCUGUCCACAACGCACAGCAACGCCCGGCCCUGCGCACUGCCUCUCCAUUCCUUCAUCAAGCUGCCCGGCUACACUGCAAGCACACCCCCCUUGGACAACUGCCUGCCCUCUCCAAGUCUGGCCAGCACGGAGAAGCAGGUAGACGGCACAGAGCGGGAGCAACAGCUCCAGCCUCCCCUCCACCAUCAAUGGGAAACAGUGCUGUGA